Messenger RNA from Mus pahari (shrew mouse), 3566 nucleotides. It is a transcript of the gene Cep131, whose product is annotated as centrosomal protein 131. Gene Ontology annotation, cellular component: centriolar satellite. Gene Ontology annotation, biological process: intraciliary transport involved in cilium assembly; regulation of centrosome duplication; cilium assembly. NCBI's taxonomy places the organism in Eukaryota, Metazoa, Chordata, Mammalia, Rodentia, Muridae. The coding region runs from base 182 to 3361 and encodes 1059 amino acids. The transcript is spliced from 26 exons. The record is from RefSeq and is a predicted model, not a curated record.
GGCGCCAGGCUGGUUGCUAGCCGCCGCCGCUCGCCCCUGCGGACAGCGCUUUAUUGUCACCCACGGCGGAGGCCGCUCCAGCCCCGUGGGGCCCCGGGUGGCUCUGCAGCCGCACCCGCCAGGCCGAGCCCACGGGCCCUGCGCCCCAGGCUGGGUCCGCGCAGGGUUAGCCUGGUCCACCAUGAAAGGUUCACGGACCAUCACUGCCACUCCUGAAGGCAGUCCAGAAGGUGUGGACUUGAGUCUGAUUGGCCUCCCUCCGCCCAUGUCCCAGCGGCCCGGCAGUGCCUCUGCCACAAAGUCUAUUUUCCGUUCCAUGUCUGUGGCCACAGGCAGCGAGCCAAGAAAAAAGGCACUGGAGGCCACUGGGCCUGGAGGCCCCCGAGCUAUCAACAAUCUUCGAAGAUCUAACAGCACUACACAGGUCAACCAGUCAUGGACGGGCUCCCCCAGGCCAGCAGAGCCCACCGACUUCCUGAUGCUCUUUGAGGGCAGCACCAGUGGAAGAAGAAGGGUGGCCAGUCUUAGCAAGGACAGCGAGAAGGGAGCCACGUGGGACGUCCUGGAUGACCAGCCCAGGGGCUUGACUCUGCUAGCCAGUGCUCAGAGUCCCAGCACCCUUGACUCUGCCUUGGGCCCGCGGAGGAAGGAGUGUCCACUGGCACCCAGCUUCACUGCUAACAACAGGAGCAACAAAGGAGCUGUGGGCAACUGUGUCACCACCAUGGUGCACAACCACUAUGCCUCCUCGAAGACGGUGUCGCCCCCCAAGAGCUCCAACCAGACAGCCCCCUCCCUCAACAAUAUUGUAAAGGCAGCAGCCCGUGAGGGCGGUGAGGGCAGCGACUUGGGGAAGCCUGGGAAGAACGUCUCCAGUGCCAGUCAGUCCGCUCGGGGCACCACCGGCCUGCUGAGGCGGAGGGAGGUGACUGAAGAGGAGGCCGAGAGGUUCAUCCAUCAGGUAAACCAGGCUGCAGUCACCAUCCAGCGCUGGUACCGCUGCCAGGUACAGAGGCGCCGAGCGGGAGCAGCAGCCCUCGAGCACCUGCUGGCAUCCAAGCGACAGGGGCAGAGGCAACGGUUGGGAAGUGGGAACCUUCUGGAACUGCACCGGCAGGAGGAGGCGGCAAGGAAGAAGGCCCGGGAGGAGAAGGCUCGCCAGGCCAGGCAGGCAGCCAUUCAGGAACUACAACAGAAACGAGCCCAGAAGGCAAGUGAGGCCGAGCACAGGCGGCCUAAGGACAGGUCAGAGACCCGAGCACCGGAGCAGCCUCGACCUACACAGGAGCCAGGCUGUGUCACACACCCUAAGGCCAACAACACUGGUGCCAGCAUCCACCCCACAGGCCCCGCAGACCCCUGCCCUCCUGCCUCCGAAUCCUCCCCAGAGCCGUGGCAGUCUCCAGAGGAAAAGCCACAGGACAUCCAUUCCCAGGGGGAAGCCAGAGAGGACCUGGCAGUGUCAGACUCUUCCAGGAGCAAGGCCAAGGCCAGAGCAACCCUGGAUGAUCUUCUAGACACACUGAAGCUGCUGGAGGAGGAGCCGGAGCCGCUGCCUCACCCCAAGGCCUACCAUAAGAACAGAUAUGCCUGGACUGACGAGGAGGAGGAUGCCAACUCCCUGACAGCUGACAACCUGGAGAAGUUUGGGAAACUCAGUGCAGCCCCCAGCCCCCCUGAUGAUGGGACUCUGCUCUCAGAGGCCAAGCUACAGAGCAUUAUGGCCUUCCUGGACGAGAUGGAGAAGUCGGGACAGGAGCGGCCAGCACCCUGGUGGGAGAGCCUGGUGUUAGAGGCGGGCCCAGGGUCUGAGGGAAGCACACAGGUGAUGCGACUGAAGCUGGAGCUGGAGGAGAAGAAACAGGCCAUGGUUCUGCUGCAGAGAGCUCUGGCACAACAGCGUGACCUCACCGUUCGACGUGUUAAGGAGACAGAGAAGGAGCUGAACCGGCAGCUGCGGCAGCAGAAGGAGCAGUAUGAGGCCACCAUCCAACGGCACUUGUCCUUCAUUGACCAGCUGAUUGAAGACAAGAAAGUUCUGAGCGAGAAGUGUGAGGCGGUGGUGGCCGAGCUGAAGCACGGGGACCAGCGGUGUCGGGAGCGCAUGGCCCAGAUGCAGGAGCAGCACGAACUGGAGAUCAAGAAACUCAAAGAACUCAUGAGUGCCACCGAGAAAAUCCGGCGUGAGAAGUGGAUCAAUGAGAAAACGAAGAAGAUCAAGGAAAUCACAGUCAGAGGUCUAGAGCCUGAGAUCCAGAAACUAAUUGCCAAGCACAAGCAAGAGGUGAGGAGGCUCAGGGGCCUGCACGAGGCUGAGCUGCAGCAGCGCGAAGAGCAGGCCACACAGCGCCACCUGCGUCAGGCGGAGGAGCUGCGGGAGCACCUGGACCGGGAGAGGGAGGUGCUGGGCCAGCAAGAGCGGGAGCGCGCCCAGCAGAGGUUUGAGCAGCACCUGGAACAGGAACAGCGGGCCUUGGAGCAGCAGCGACGACGGCUCUACAAUGAGGUGGCGGAGGAGAAGGAGCGACUGGGCCAGCAGGCAGCCAGGCAGCGGGCGGAGCUGGAGGAGCUGAGGCAGCAGCUGGAGGAGAGCAGCGCGGCCCUGACUCGGGCCCUGAGAGCCGAGUUCGAGAGGAGCCGAGAGGAGCAGGAGCGGAGGCACCAGAUGGAGCUGAAGGCCCUGAAGGACCAGCUGGAAGCUGAGAGACAGGCGUGGGUGGCCAGCUGUGCCAAGAAGGAGGAAGCAUGGCUGCUGACCAGGGAACGUGAGCUGAAGGAGGAGAUCCGAAAAGGCCGAGACCAGGAGAUUGAGUUGGUCAUCCACCGGCUGGAGGCCGAUAUGACAUUGGCCAAGGAGGAGAGCGAGAGGGCAGCCGAGAGCCGUGUGAAGCGUGUGCGUGAUAAGUAUGAAACGGAGCUCUCAGAGCUGGAGCAGUCGGAGCGGAAGCUUCAGGAGCGGUGCUCGGAGCUGAAAGGCCGCCUGGGGGAGGCUGAAGGGGAGAAGGAGCGGCUGCAGUCCCUAGUACGGCAGAAGGAGAAGGAGCUAGAAGACCUGCGGGCGGUGAACACACAGAUGUGCAGUGAGCGGGCCAGCCUGGCCCAGGUGGUGCGGCAGGAGUUUGCAGAGCAGCUGGCAGCCUCCCAGGAGGAGACCCAGAGGCUGAAAUCAGAGCUGGCAGAGCUGCGGGCCCGCCAGCAGGUGGAGCUAGACGAGGUGCACCGGAGGGUGAAGACAGCUCUCGCGAAGAAGGAGGCGGCCGUGAACAGUCUCCGAAAACAGCAUGAGGCUGCCAUGAAGCGGGCGGACCACCUAGAGGAACUGCUGGAGCAACACAAAGGGCCAUCUUUGAGUUCUAAGUGACAUCGCCCUUGGGAUGACAAGCCAAGCCCGAGGCUGACGCUCAGUCCUGCGGCUGGUGUCUAGGUCACGCUCCAUGACAUGGGGCUAAGGGUAGGACAGCAGCUGGUGUGUGAGAGGCACCAUGGAGCCCAGUGCCCGGUACAUUACUGUCAGCAUGCCUGCAGCUGUUCUAUAGUAAAAUGGUUAGGUGGCUUUUUUAAACUGC